GACCUGAAAUCUCCCGCCUUUUAGCACGUAUGUAUGAAUGGGAGUUUGUGAACUAAGAAGGCUGUAAAGUGUACGAGAAAUGCAUUAAUUUUAGAUCUAUUCUUGAUUACCUAAAUGUGGAAAGUUGUAAACUUGCUCUGAUAUGACAAAGAGAUUUUUCGUAUCAUGAGAUGGAUAUUGAUAGUGCACUCAAAUUACAAAAUCUAUCCUUAGUCCAUGCACUUGUUUUGUCAACAUCAAAUAGCAGACAAGCUGAAGAUUAAUCUCUGCCAUUUUGUGCAUCUUUUUUUUUUACUGUUCAUCAUGCUUUCUGAUACCUUGGAAGAACUUUGCCUGAAACUUCGAUAUCAGUUGAAGCCUUAUGGCUACUGUGGUCAUUUAUUGCAGUUGUUUGAAUCAAAGGUUCACCAUUUGGAGGAUAUGAUCAAGCGCACUGCUUUGAUGAGUGAAAGCAAUUCUGUUCUCAUAAUUGGACCAAGAGGAAGUGGUAAAUCAGCUUUACUGGAACAUGUGAUCAGUAAAAGUUUUGAAAGCAAAUUGGUUAAAGGUAAUAUGUUGUAUGUUAGCCUUAAUGGUUUAAUUCACACAAAUGAUAACUUAGCACUCACAGAUAUAGCGAGACAAUUAAAAUUGAAUGAAAUUGAGGAUCGACCUUCUGGAAGUUUUUCUGAGAAACUGAGAAUACUGUUAUCUGCUUUAAAAAGUGGUACUCAAGCUACAAAAUCAGUCCUAUUUGUAUUAGAUAAUUUUGAUUUAUUCUGUACUCACAAAAAUCAGACCCUUUUGUACAACCUUUUUGAUGUUGCACAAUCUCAGCAGACACCUAUAUGUGUUGUAGGUAUGUGCAGUCGUCCAGAUGUGCUUCAGAUCCUCGAGAAUAGAGUUAAUUCUAGAUUUUCACACCAAAAAAUACUUUUAUUUCAAGAAAUAACAUUUGAAGAGUACUUUAAAGCUGCUAAGACUUUCUUGUGUCUUAAAAAAUUCAGUGAUAAGAAAUUUCUAAAUAAAUGGAAUGCUGAAGUGGAUAAUCUUUUGAAAAUUCCAUCUGUGAAAAACAUUUUAGAAAGGCGCUUUAAUUGUAGCAAUACCAUGAGAGACCUUAAAGAACUUCUGUCCUUGGUUGUGCAAAACCUGAAAUGUUCUCAUCCAAAACUCACCACAGAAGACUUUGAAAGAGCAUAUGAUCAGUGCUGUGUUGAUAGUAAAUCAGAUCUAUUGCUUGGAUUAUCUGUUCUUGAAAUAACUCUGAUAACAGCAAUGAUGCAUUUAACAAACAUUUAUGAUGGCGAGCCUUUUAAUUUUGAAAUUGUGUAUAAUGAAGUAAACAAAUAUUUGAGCAAAACAAGUUGGAAUAGUGAGAAACCUGUUGCGAUGAAGGCAUUUGAGCAUCUUUUGGAGUUAGAGCUUGUAAAGCCUUGUCAUGAUUCAUCUUCUGAUGUUCUGAAGCGAUUUAUGCCAGUUAGGUUGCUAGUGGAUGUAGAUCAGGUUAAAGAAACUGUUGAAAAAUAUCAAAACCUACCUGUUUCACUUAAACGAUGGAUUGAAUCAUCCAUAGAUGUGUGAUUAUUGUUACUUUACAUCUGUACAUAAUUUAACAAAGUGUUCUGAAAUUCAGUAUCAUGUACAUACAUACUAGAAUGCAUAUGCUAUAAAAUCUGAUUAAACAAAAUGUAUUCUUAAA
Messenger RNA from Stegodyphus dumicola, 1681 nucleotides. RefSeq names its product origin recognition complex subunit 4 (gene Orc4). Gene Ontology annotation, molecular function: DNA replication origin binding; ATP hydrolysis activity. Gene Ontology annotation, biological process: DNA replication; DNA replication initiation. Gene Ontology annotation, cellular component: nuclear origin of replication recognition complex; nucleus. The record is from RefSeq and is a predicted model, not a curated record. NCBI's taxonomy places the organism in Eukaryota, Metazoa, Arthropoda, Arachnida, Araneae, Eresidae.